Rhinocladiella mackenziei CBS 650.93 is the source of this 3225-nucleotide messenger RNA. RefSeq lists its product as uncharacterized. Bases 1 to 3225 code for a protein of 1074 amino acids. Gene Ontology annotation, cellular component: nucleus. The record is from RefSeq and is a predicted model, not a curated record. Gene Ontology annotation, molecular function: RNA helicase activity; RNA binding; ATP binding. Gene Ontology annotation, biological process: maturation of 5.8S rRNA; RNA catabolic process. Lineage: Eukaryota; Fungi; Ascomycota; Eurotiomycetes; Chaetothyriales; Herpotrichiellaceae. The transcript is spliced from 2 exons.
AUGGACGAGCUAUUCGACGUCUUCGAAGAUAAUCCGCCCACUCCUCACGCUCCCGCAAAUGCGGAAAACAAGGCGGAUAAGAAAGAGAGAAAGCGUCUUAAGCGACAAGCUAACGGUGAACUAAAGGAAGCCGCCAAUGGAGACGACGUUCCUACUCCCUCAAGCGAUGCGAAAUCACAAUCAUCAGAGAAUCCUGACGCAGACAAUGCCAAUGGAGAUGGACCAGACGCAAAGCGCAUGCGCAUGGAAGAGGAGGCAGAACCCGUCGUGACAGAUACAUUUGAAACCGAACAGUCAAGAGAAGUGGCGGCGUCAGCUGGUUUACGGGCGUCCAAAGAGGAAGAUAAGGUCAUCCUGUCGCAUCAAGUUCGUCAUCAAGUCGCCCUGCCACCCGACUAUGAUUACGUUCCUAUCUCACAGCACGAAUCCCCGGCAGAGCCCGCCAGGACAUGGCCGUUUCAGCUCGACCCCUUUCAACAAGUCUCGAUUGCGUCCAUUGAGCGAAAUGAAAGUGUUCUAGUUUCAGCACAUACUAGCGCCGGCAAAACGGUGGUGGCCGAAUACGCCAUAGCACAAUGUCUGAAGAACAACCAGAGAGUCAUUUACACCAGUCCCAUCAAAGCCUUGAGCAACCAGAAAUAUCGAGAAUUCCAGGCCGACUUUGGUGAUGUCGGUCUGAUGACGGGAGAUGUCACUAUCAAUCCCACUGCUACAUGUCUCGUCAUGACCACGGAGAUUCUGCGUUCCAUGCUUUAUCGUGGAUCUGAAAUCAUGCGAGAAGUAGGCUGGGUCGUUUUUGACGAAAUUCAUUAUUUGCGGGACAAGGUCCGAGGCGUUGUUUGGGAAGAGACCAUCAUUCUCUUACCUGACAAAGUCCGCUAUGUGUUCCUGUCGGCCACCAUCCCCAACGCCAUGCAAUUCGCCGAGUGGAUUACCAAGACCCAUAGCCAACCGUGCCACGUCGUUUACACCGAUUUCAGACCCACCCCCCUGCAGCACUAUUUCUUUCCAGCGGGUGCUGACGGAAUUCAUCUAAUUGUGGAUGAGAAGGGCGUUUUCCGCGAAGACAACUUCCAGAAAGCCAUGAGCUCAAUUGCUGAGAAGCACGGAGACGAUCCUGCCAAUGCGAUGGCCAAGAGAAAAGGAAAGGGGAAGGACAAGAAGUUGAAUAAAGGAGGCACUAAGGGCCCUUCCGAUAUCUACAAAAUUGUCCGGAUGAUCAUGAUGAAGAAUUACAACCCGGUCAUUGUUUUCAGUUUCAGCAAAAGAGACUGCGAAGCUUACGCCAUUCAAAUGAGCACCAUGUCAUUCAAUGAUGAAUCGGAAAAGGCCAUGGUCACGAAAGUCUUCGACAGCGCAUUGGAAACUCUCUCUCCUGAGGACAAGAAUCUGCCACAGAUUCAGCAUUUGUUGCCUCUGCUGCGACGAGGCAUUGGCAUCCAUCACUCCGGACUGCUGCCCCUAUUGAAAGAGACAAUCGAGAUUCUCUUCCAGGAAGGGUUGAUCAAGGUGUUGUUUGCGACCGAGACCUUCUCCAUUGGACUCAACAUGCCGGCCAAGACGGUCGUCUUCACAAGCGUCCGCAAAUUUGAUGGCAUUGCACAACGAUGGGUGACUCCGUCGGAAUUCAUUCAAAUGUCUGGCCGUGCUGGACGUCGGGGUCUUGAUGAACGUGGAAUUGUCAUCAUGAUGAUAGACGAGCAAAUGGAACCCAACGUCGCCAAAGAAAUUGUUCGCGGCGAACAGGAUAAAUUGAAUUCUGCAUUCUACCUCGGGUACAACAUGAUUUUAAAUUUGCUUCGCGUCGAAGGAAUAUCUCCUGAGUUUAUGCUAGAGAGAUGCUUUCAUCAAUUCCAGAAUACAGCAAGCGUGUCGGGCCUGGAGAAAGAAUUGCAGCAACUUGAGGCCGAAAAGUCGGCGAUGGUGAUCGAAGAUGAGAACUCCAUUCGCGCUUAUUACGAUCUCCGAAAACAGCUGGAUGUCUAUGCUGAAGACAUGCGAAAUGUUAUUAUUCAUCCCAAUUAUUGUUUACCAUUCAUGCAACCAGGUCGCUUGGUGGAGAUCAAAGACGGCGAACACGAUUUUGGAUGGGGCGCAGUCGUCAAUUUUGGGAGGAGAUCCCCCAACAGAUCGACCGAAAAAUUGACUCCUCAAGAGGAAUGGAUUCUUGACAUUGCGUUGGAGUGCGCUGAUGGUCCGGCUCCUGCCACCAAAACGUUUCAAUCCCUCCCAUCCGGCAUUCGUCCUCCUCAGCCGGGCGAGAAGUCUCGCAUCGAGGUUGUCCCCGUCUUGCUGAAAUGUGUUCACAAGAUUUCUCACAUUCGCAUCUUUUUGCCUACUGAUAUGACCAUUCCAUCAGAGAGGAAAAAGGUUCAGACGUCGUUGGUGGAAGUGCAGAGACGGUUUCCCGAUGGCCUGGCUGUGCUCGAUCCCAUUGAGAAUCUGAAGAUUACGGACAAUUCGUUCAAGGAGCUUCUCCGCAAGAUCGAAAUCAUGGAGUCAAGACUGGUCGCAAAUCCGUUGCAUAAUUCCCCGCGACUUGAGGGGUUGUACAAUCAAUACGCAGAAAAGGUCAUCAUCGCGAACAAAAUUCGAGCGUUGAAGAAGCAGAUUCAAGAUGCCCAUGCCAUCAUGCAAUUGGAAGAAUUAAAAUGCCGGAAACGAGUUCUUCGUCGGUUACAAUUCAUCAAUGAAGACGAAGUGGUGCAGUUGAAAGCCCGUGUUGCUUGCGAGAUCAGCACCGGUGAUGAAUUGAUGCUCAGCGAGCUGUUGUUCAAUCGAUUCUUCAACGAUUUGACGGCCGAACAAUGCGCGGCAGUCAUGAGCUGUUUUGUCUUUGAGGAAAAGGUCAACGAGCAGACCAACCUGCCUGAGGACCUGGCCCGACUCCUACGAGAGAUUCAGAGACAAGCUAGAGUGAUUGCCAAGGUGUCUAUCGAGUCCAAGUUGGCGAUGAACGAGGAAGAGUAUGUGCAGAGCUUCAAGUGGCAACUAAUGCCGGUGAUGUAUGCCUGGGCAACAGGAAAAUCAUUUGGCGAGAUCUGCAAAAUGACCGACGUCUACGAAGGUAGCUUGAUUCGCACAUUCCGACGACUUGAAGAAGCACUACGUCAAAUGGCAGAGGCUGCUAAAGUCAUGGGAAGCGAAGAGCUGGAGAAGAAGUUUGAGGAGGCAUUGACCAAGGUAAGACGAGAUAUCGUGGCUGCUCAGUCACUGUAUCUCUAG